AUGAGUGGAAGCGGCGGUUUCUAUAAGUACCGAUGCAAAUACUUUUAUACUCAUAACUGCCCUAAUUGGGUAUAUGUUAACAAUUCCCCCUGCGCAAACUGUUGCGCGGAGGGACGAGAUGUCGACGGAGAAGUCCCCGAGAUGCCUUUGCCGAGGCACUCACACGAUAUUUGCGUUCCCCGGGUCGAGGAUGGCGUCGUACACUACACGUUGAUGGAGCUUGUUAAUACAAACGAGUCUGGAAGUCAAUGGAUUUUGAGAUACAAAGUCAACCAGACUCAAGUUCCUACAGUGAUGACGACCAAUGCCACUCCCGGUGCCCCGAUCCCGGCAACGAGCUAUUGA
Daldinia childiae is the source of this 345-nucleotide messenger RNA. RefSeq lists its product as uncharacterized. The record is from RefSeq and is a predicted model, not a curated record. The coding region runs from base 1 to 345 and encodes 114 amino acids. The transcript has 2 exons. Lineage: Eukaryota; Fungi; Ascomycota; Sordariomycetes; Xylariales; Hypoxylaceae.